Molecule: messenger RNA, 1641 nt
Organism: Manihot esculenta (cassava)
Lineage: Eukaryota; Viridiplantae; Streptophyta; Magnoliopsida; Malpighiales; Euphorbiaceae
Product: gallate 1-beta-glucosyltransferase 84A24
Exons: 1
Coding region: 62-1507 (481 amino acids)
Molecular function (GO): UDP-glycosyltransferase activity
Source: RefSeq, a predicted model, not a curated record
CCCACUGAUUUUCAUCUCUUCUCUCUUUUUCUCUUGUCGUCUAUCAAGCAGAGGAGAAACAAUGGUAUCUUACUCUCUUGAUCAUGUCCUUCUUGUUUCUUUCCCUGCACAAGGCCAUGUGAAUCCUUUGCUUAGACUUGGCAAACAUCUUGCCUCCAAGGGCAUGCUCGUCACCUUCUCUGUAACUGAAGACGUCGGAAAAAAUAUGAGGAAGGCCAACAACAUCACUGAUCAACCUGUAUCAGUUGGUGAUGGGUUUAUCAGGUUCGAAUUCUUUGAACUUGGAUGGAAAGAAGACGAUCCUAGACGCCAAGACCUUGACCAAUUCUUAUCUCAACUUGAGUUUGUGGGCAAACAAGUGAUUCCUCAGAUGAUAAAGAAACAUUCGGAGCAAGGUCACCCAGUUUCAUGCAUCAUCAACAAUCCUUUCAUUCCUUGGGUUUCUGAUGUGGCUGCAAGUCUUGGUAUUCCUUCUGCAAUGCUUUGGAUUCAGUCGUGUGCUUGUUUCUCAGCUUAUUACCAUUACUUUCAUCGUCUUGUGCCUUUUCCUUGUGAGGAAAAUGCAGAGAUCGAUGUUCAGUUGCCUUCUAUGCCGCUUCUCAAAUAUGAUGAAGUGCCUAGCUUCUUACAUCCUUCAACUCCUUAUCCUUUCUUGGGGAGGGCAAUUUUGGGACAGUUCAAGAAUAUUGAUAAGCCUUUCUGCAUUUUGAUGGAAACAUUUCAUGAACUAGAGCAUGAUCUUAUUGAGUACAUGUCCAAGUAUUGUAAUAUCAUGCCUGUUGGUCCACUGUUUAAGGACCCUAAAGCUCCAACAACAACCGUCCAGGGAGAUUUCUUGAAGGCUGAUGAUUGUAUGGAAUGGCUCGACUCCAAGCCACCCUCAUCUGUCGUUUAUGUUUCUCUUGGGAGUAUUGUGAGCUUGAAGCAAGUGCAGCUUAACGAACUUGCUUAUGGGCUAUUGAACUCUGGUUUUUCUUUCUUGUGGAUUUUUAGAUCGCCUCCUGAAAAUUCAGCCUUUGAACCUGUUGAUCUCCCAGAUGGAUUCUUGGAGAAAGUAGGAGCCAAGGGAAAAGUUGUAAAGUGGAGUCCACAAGAAAGAGUUCUAGCUCACUCAUCAGUUUCAUGCUUUGUGACCCACUGUGGAUGGAACUCAUCAAUGGAAGCACUUGCCUCCGGCAUGCCGGUGGUGGCUUUCCCUCAGUGGGGUGAUCAAGUGACUGAUGCCAAGUACUUGGUGGACGUUUUUAAGGUUGGUGUUAGAAUGUCCCGUGGAGAGGCUGAAAACAAGUUGAUUACACGGGACAAGGUGCAGAAAUGCUUGCUUGAGGCAACUGUAGGGCCCAAGGCAGCAGAGCUGAAGCAGAAUGCAUUGAAAUGGAAGGCAGCGGCUGAAGCCGUGGUGGCGGAGGGUGGUUCCUCCCAUAGGAAUAUAAAAGCUUUUAUGGAGGAGGUGAAGAAGAGAAGCAUUAAAAUAACUGGCAAGUCAAGCAGCCAAUAUGGGAAUUAAAGUAUGGAAAAUUUAAAAGUAUAAUAAAGUAUUGACUAUUGUGUUCCAGAAAAUUAGAAAAUGUAUUUUCCCACUGUAGCAGAAUUGUCAGCAAUGGAUGAUAAUAAUAAUAAUAAUAAUAAUAAUAUUUAAAU